CACAUUCCGUAAUGUUCAAGAUCAGCUCAUGCAGCGUAGGAAUCUUCAGCGUCCUCCGUGUCUUUGCAAGCAGUGAAGAGACAGUGUUGAGCCAUCGUCGUCUUUGCGGAGGAGUGGAGACGUCUGUGGCCCCAGCCGUCCAGGGAAAGAGAUUCAGUCAGAGUGGCCAUCUUCAAGACCAUCAAAGAAUCUACACAGGGGAGAAACCGUUUGAAUGCUCAGAGUGUGGAAAGAGAUUCAGUCGCAUUAACAGUCUUCAACUCUAUCAAAGAACCCACACAGGGGAAAAACCUUUUGAAUGCUUAGAGUGUGGAAAGAGAUUCAGUCGCAUUGACAGUCUUCAACUCCAUCAAAGAACCCACACAGGGGAGAAACCUUUUGAAUGCUCAGAGUGUGGAAAGAGAUUCAGUCGGAGUGGCACUCUUCAACUCCAUCAAAGAACCCACACAGGGGAGAAACCUUUUGAAUGCUCAGAGUGUGGAAAGAGAUUCAGUCGGAGUGGCACUCUUCAAAAGCAUCAGAGAUCCCACACAGGGGGGAAACCUUUUGAAUGCUUAGAGUGUGGAAAGAGAUUUCAUAGGAGUGACAAUCUUCAACUCCAUCAAAGAUCCCACAGAGGGGAGAAACCUUUUGAAUGUUCAGAGUGUGGAAAGAGAUUCAGUCGGAGUGGCACUCUUCAACUCCAUCAAAGAACCCACACAGGGGAGAAACCUUUUCAAUGCUUAGAGUGUGGAAAGAGAUUCAGUCAGAGUAGAGGUCUUCAAGAGCAUCAGAGAAUCCACACAGGGGAGAAACCUUUCGAAUGCUCAGAGUGUGGAAAGAGAUUCAUAUUUUUUUUUAAGCUACAGAAAAGAAGCCACACAGGGGAGAAACCUUUUGAAUGCACACAGUGUGGAAAGAAAUUCAGCACCAGUGGAAAUCUUCAGCAGCAUCAGAGAACCCACACAGGGGAGAAACCUUUUGAAUGCUCGGAGUGUGGAAAGAGAUUCAGUCGGAGUACCUUUCUUCAAGUGCAUCAGAGAAUCCACACAAGGGAGAAACCUUUUGAAUGCUCAGAGUGUGGAAGGAGAUUCACUCACAGUAGCACUUUUCAACUGCAUCAAAGAACCCACACGGGGGAGAAACCUUUUGAAUGCUCAGAGUGUGGAAAGAGAUUUACUCACAGGCGCACACUUCAAGUGCAUCAAAGAACCCACACAGGAGAGAAACCUUUUGAAUGCUCAGAGUGUGGAAAGAGAUUUACUCACAGGCGCACACUUCAAGUGCAUCAAAGAACCCACACAGGAGAGAAACCUUUUGAAUGCUCAGAGUGUGGAAAGAGAUUUACUCACAGGCGCACACUUCAAGUGCAUCAAAGAACCCACACAGGAGAGAAACCUUUUGAAUGCUCAGAGUGUGGAAAGAGAUUUACUCACAGGCGCACACUUCAAGUGCAUCAAAGAACCCACACAGGAGAGAAACCUUUUGAAUGCUCAGAGUGCGGAAAGAGAUUCAGUUCGAAUGGAAAUCUUCAAAAGCAUCAAAGAACCCAUGUAGGGGAGAAACCUUUUGAAUGUUCAGAGUGUGGAAAGGGAUUCAAUCAGAGUAGCCAUCUUCAUCUGCAUCGAAGAACCCACACAGGGGAGAAACCUUUUGAAUGCUCAGAGUGCAAAAAGAGAUUCAGUCACAAUGGUAGUCUUCAGCGUCAUCAAAGAACCCACACAGGAGAGAAACCUUUUGAAUGCUCAGAGUGCGGAAGGAGAUUCAGUAUGAGCAGCAUUCUUCAAAACCAUCUCAGUACCCACAGAGGGGAGAAACCUUUUGAAUGCUUAGAGUGUGGAAAGAGAUUCACUCGGAGUGGCAGUCUUCAGUGUCAUCAAAGAACCCACACAGGGGAGAAACCGUUUGAAUGCUCAGAGUGUGGAAAGAGAUUCAGUCAGAGUGCUGGUCUUCAAUAUCAUCAAAGAACUCACACAGGGGAGAAACCUUUUGAAUGCUCAGAGUGUGGAAAGAGAUUCAGUCAGAGUAGCCAUCUUCAUCUGCAUCGAAGGACCCACAGGGGGGAGAAACCUUUUGAAUGCUCAGAGUGUGGAAAGAGAUUCAGUCAGAUUGGCAGUCUUGGGCAACCUGGCAACCCCGGCGUAAAGGCUGAGGCUGGAGUCCUGGGGCCCCCAGGUAAGAGGAUCCUUGACCACCGCGACAAAUCUCCCGCCCUGCCCCUGCACCCUCUCUUUCCCGCCGUGGCCUUUGGCACGUCUCCCCAGCCCAGAACCGGCCCCUCCUGCUCCACCACUCCCUCCGGAGCCCGCUGCAGCCUCCAGGGCUCGCAGGGGCCCAUGGGGCUGAUCGGCCCCCCAGGGAAACCAGGCCACCAGGGCCGAGCCGGAGCUGACGGGGCUCGGGGCGUGGCUGGAGAACCUGGUGUCGAGGGGCCACCAGAGGAAACAGCCAGGUCAGCAGGAACCGCCAGGGACUCAGGUAAGAGGGGACCACGGACACAGGGUCUGCCGGGACCGCAAGACGCUAUAGGGCCUCUGGGGGGAAAGGGCCCCAGAGGGAAACCCGGCCUCCCCGGGAUGCCAGGCUUAGACGGACCUGCUAUGUGGGCAUCAUCCCUGAAGACAGAAGCAACCUUCCCUGAAGCAGAACGAAGUUCCUUGGAGCAAGAGCAGAGGGCACAGGCUAUGGAGUGUGCCCAAGAUAUCCUGUCCUGUGAGAACGAUCAGAGAAAUGAAAAGAUUGAGGAACUUCAUCCACAAUUCCCAGAGACAGUUUAUAAUGAAGAUGUAAAAGGAAAGGUCAGGAAUCGAGGCAGACCUACAAAAAAGAAAAGUGGCCUGUUGCUUGAGAAGAGAGAUGUAAAACAGCAUAAUGCACAGUUUCCAAACCACGAUACAAUGAAGACAAGUAAAUCGGUUCAGUGCAGAAAGGACAUCAAAUAUAGGUCACAGCUUUUUGGGAACCAAAAAAUACAAACAGGAGAGAAACCUUUUGAAAACUCACAGUGUGGGAAGAAAUUCAGUCAGAGUGACAAUCUUCAACAGCACCAAGGAACCCACAAAGGGGGGGAACCUUUUGACUGCUCGGAGUGUGGCAAGAAAUUCAGUACCAGUGGCAAUCUUCAACAGCAUCAGAGAACCCACACAGGAGAGAAACCUUUUGAAUGCUCAGAGUGUGGAAAGAGAUUCAGUCAGAGUGGCAAUCUUCAACAGCAUCUAAUAACCCACACGGGGGAGAAACCCUUUGAAUGCUCAGAGUGUGGAAAGAGAUUCACUGCAAGCAGCGAUCUUCAAAAGCAUCAAAGAACCCACACAGGGGAGAAACCUUUUGAAUGCUCAGAGUGUGGAAAGAGAUUCUGUCAGAGUACCCAUCUGCAACAGCAUCAAAGAACCCACACAGGGGAGAAACCUUUUGAAUGCUCAGAGUGCGGAAAGAGAUUCAGUUGCAGUAGCAAUCUUCAAAAGCAUCAAGGAACCCACAGAGGAGGGAAACCUUAUGACUGCUCAGAAUGUGGAAAGAGAUUCAGUCAGAGUGCCCAUCUUCAACAGCAUCAGAGAACCCACACAGGGGAGAAACCUUUUGAAUGCACAGAAUGUGGGAAGAGAUUCAGUCACAGUUCCAAGCUUCAACAGCAUCAGAAAACCCACACAGGGGAAAAACCUUUUGAAUGCUCCGAGUGCGGAAAGAGAUUCAGUGUGAGUGGCAAUCUUCAAAAACAUCAAAGAACCCACACAGGGGAGAAACCUUUUGAAUGUUCAGAGUGUGGAAAGAGAUUCAGUCAGAGUAGCCAUCUUCAACUGCAUCGAAGAACCCACACAGGGGAGAAACCUUUUGAAUGCUCAGAGUGUGGAAAGAGAUUUAGUCACAAUGUCAGUCUUCGGUGUCAUCAAAGAAUUCACACAGGGGAGAAACCUUUUGAAUGCUCAGAGUGUGGAAAGAGAUUCAGUAAGAGAAGCUAUCUUCAACAGCAUCAAAGAACCCACACAGGGGAGAAACCUUUUGAAUGCUCAGAGUGUGGAAAGAGGUUCAAUCAUAGUGCAAGUCUUCAGUGUCAUCAAAGAAUCCACACAGGUGAGAAACCUUUUGAAUGCUCAGAGUGUGGAAAGAGAUUCAGUACCAGUGGCCAUCUUCAAUAUCAUCAAAGAACGCACACAGGGGAGAAACCUUUUGAAUGCUCAGAGUGCGGAAAGACAUCUAGUACAAGUAGCAAUCUUCGACUGCAUCAAAGAACCCACACGGGGGAGAAACCUUUUGAAUGCUCAGAGUGCGGAAAGCGAUUCAGUACGAGCAGCUAUCUUCAACAGCAUCAGAGAACCCAUACAGGGGAUAAACCUUUUGAAUGCCCAGAGUGUGGAAAGAGAUUCAGUCACAAUGGCAGUUUUCAGCGUCAUCAGAGAACCCACACAGGGGAGAAACCUUUUGAAUGCAAAGAAUGUGGGAAGAGAUUUAGUCACAGUUCCAAGCUUCAACAGCAUCAGAAAACCCACACAGGGGAAAAACCUUUUGAAUGCUCAGAGUGCGGAAAGAGAUUCAGUUAUAAUGUCAGUCUUCAGUGUCAUCAAAGAACCCACACAGGGGAGAAACCUUUUGAAUGCUCAGAGUGUGGAAAGAGAUUCAAUCACAGUGCAAGUCUUCAGUGUCAUCAAAGAACCCACACAGGGGAGAAACCUUUUGAAUGCUCAGAGUGCGGAAAGAGAUUCAGUACCAGUGGCCAUCUUCAAUAUCAUCAAAGAACCCACACAGGGGAGAAACCUUUUGAAUGCUCAGAGUGUGGAAAGAGAUUCAAUCAUAGUGCAAGUCUUCAGUGUCAUCAAAGAACCCACACAGGGGAGAAACCUUUUGAAUGCUCAGAGUGCGGAAAGCGAUUCACUACGAGCAGCUAUUUUCAACAGCAUCAGAGAACCCACACAGGGGAGAAACCUUUUGAAUGCCCAGAGUGUGGAAAGAGAUUCAGUUACAAUGGCAGUUUUCAGCGUCAUCAAAGAACCCACAGAGGGGAGAAACCUUUUGUAUGCUCAGAGUGUGGAAAGAGAUUCAGUCAGAGUGGCCACCUGCAAGUGCAUCUCAGAACCCACAGAGGGUAGAAAUCUUUUGAAUUCUCAGAGUGUGGAAAGAGACUUAGCUGGAGUAUCACUUUUCAUAAACAUCUAAGAGCCCACCUGUGAUGGACUCCGGGGUUGGGAUCA
Messenger RNA from Gekko japonicus, 5165 nucleotides. RefSeq names its product zinc finger protein 729-like. Lineage: Eukaryota; Metazoa; Chordata; Lepidosauria; Squamata; Gekkonidae. The record is from RefSeq and is a predicted model, not a curated record. Gene Ontology annotation, biological process: regulation of transcription by RNA polymerase II. Gene Ontology annotation, molecular function: DNA-binding transcription factor activity, RNA polymerase II-specific; RNA polymerase II cis-regulatory region sequence-specific DNA binding. The transcript is spliced from 14 exons. The annotation marks the transcript as partial.